Sardina pilchardus (European sardine) is the source of this 4896-nucleotide messenger RNA. It is a transcript of the gene tjp3, whose product is annotated as tight junction protein 3. Gene Ontology annotation, molecular function: cell adhesion molecule binding. The transcript has 31 exons. The coding region runs from base 427 to 4443 and encodes 1338 amino acids. Gene Ontology annotation, biological process: establishment of endothelial intestinal barrier; cell-cell junction organization; cell-cell adhesion. The record is from RefSeq and is a predicted model, not a curated record. Gene Ontology annotation, cellular component: bicellular tight junction; plasma membrane. NCBI's taxonomy places the organism in Eukaryota, Metazoa, Chordata, Actinopteri, Clupeiformes, Clupeidae.
GUGGGAGGGGCCCUCAUAAUGGCAGAAGUACAUCCCGGAGAGCUGUUUGCUUUUGUUCCUGUGGCCCCACAGCCCUCGUCAAGUGCAGCCCUUGGUAUGGCCCCAGGCUGGUGAAAUGUUGCCUGGCUGGCUGAGCCUGAGCCUGCUCCUAGAGAGAGCCCAGCAUGUCCCGCAUCCCCUUGAGAAGUUCAUGACUGAUAUCAGUUUCAGUGACGGGCCAUGGAGGCAAUGUCAGGAGAACAGUUUCAGCUUUGUUCAUGCAGUUAGCCUGGUGAAUUUGUGUAACUUGUGUGGAAUGUGUAGAUCGUUGUCUUCCUGAGGAAUCUUGAGGAAUACGUGCAGACGGAAGAGUUGUGUAACAAACCAACAAGUGUCUGUCUGUGAGCAGACAAGUUUAAAUAAUUUUCUGUCACUUCGCACCCAGACAUGGAGGAAAUGACGAUAUGGGAGCAGCACACAGUAACCCUGAACAAAGAUCCGAAAAUAGGCUUUGGCUUUGCAUUGUCUGGUGGCCGAGACAAGCCUAACCCUGGCACAGGAGAGACGGUGGUGGUGUCCGACGUGCUGCGAAAUGGGCCCGCCGUGGGGAGGCUACAGACCCGAGAUCAGAUCGUCAUGGUCAAUGGUGUCUCCAUGGAGAAUGUCACGUCGAAUUUCACAAUUCAGAACCUCAAGGCCUGUGGAAAAGUAGCCAACAUUACAGUGAAGAGGCCGCGGGUGAUCCAGAUCCCCGUCACCACCCGGCCGACCCGUGCCCAGUCCAGCUCCAACCUGCUGGCCGACGACCCCAACCACCGGCGGCCGCGCAGGGGCUCCGACAGCCCCAGCUACGGCAGGGCCCCACGCAGGGGCCGCAGCGCCUCCCCAGAGCGCAAUGGCCACGACCUGGCCCUCAUGUCCGGCUUCAAACGCCUACCGCAACAGGACUCCCCGGACAAGCCCAUCAGAACCACGUUGAUCAAGAAGAAACAGACAGACGAGUAUGGUAUGAAGCUGGGAAGCCAGAUUUUUAUUAAACACAUGACGCCUACUGGACUGGCUGCCAAACAAGGGACCUUGCAGGAGGGAGAUCUUGUUCUGAAGAUCAACGGAAUGACUACAGAGAACCUGUCACUGCUGGAGACCAAGCACCUGGUGGAGAAGUCCAGAGGCAAGCUCACCAUGGUGGUCCUGAGGGACAACCGGAAGUUCCUGGUCAGCAUCCCCGAGGUGGAGGACAGUCCACGGAAUAGUGAAGAUGAGAGGCACGGAGACAGCUCUGAGCUAGAAGACAUCUCAGACCUGGAUUCAGAUUCACCCACCAGGGGCAGACCAUCGCGUCCCGCCGGGCGAGAGCGCCGCACACACAGAACUCGAGCAGAAGCUCCUCUGCCGAUGCCGAAGUCACGCGACACGUCUCCCAUGCGCUCAACGCUGAGCCGACCUCCUGUACACAGCCUUCCCAGACGGAGAGUUCCCUCGGAGUCUGAAUCAGACAAAAGUAAUUCUCCACCCCCUGCGAGAAGGGACAGCCGAGACCUGACAGACUCCGACCGAUACAGGGUUCUGUCCGGCAUCUCCACCCUGCCCAAUCCCCGUGCCUCUCCGGCCCCUCAGAACUGGAACGCCCCCCGGCCCACCUCCUCAGCCUCACGGCCACGCAAACCUGUUUCAGAUUCGGACUCCGACAGGAGCGGCUCCCCCCCGCCCAGACGCAACAGCCCCAAGAUGGACCCGAGAUACAAAGUCCUCCCUGACCUGGCACCCCCCGGCCUGCGCGCCAACUCCAGGGGCUCCUCGCCGUACAGACCUCCACCGCCAGAUUCGGAGUCGGAGUCAGACGGCAGCACCUCACGCCACCAGGACUCCCGCAGCAGAUACAGAAAGCCCUCAGGCGUUGUUAAAGCUAAAGCCCCUGCAGUAGAGCCCCCACGCUGGACCCCUCCCACAGUGUCCACCACUGCCCGGGGUCACACGGAUUCAGAGUCCGAGGCAAGUUAUGCCUCUGCUCCAAGAGAGGAUUCUCCCAUCAGCAGGGGCUCCAGCAACUCCAGGAGAGCAGUUGGAAGUCGUCCAGAAAUGCGAGUGUCACCAGUCGUUGUCAGACAGGCAGACUCUCUACGCAGAGCCUCACCCCCUGCCAGGCCUCCACCUGAAGUUGUUUCAGAGUCAGACUCCGACAGGAGCGGCUCCCCCCCGCCCAGACGCAACAGCCCUAAGAUGGACCCGAGAUACAAAGUCCUCCCUGACCUGGCACCCCCCGGCCUGCGCGCCAACUCCAGACCUCCACCGCCAGAAGAGUCCUCGGAGUCUGAGCGGGCGCCGUCUCCCCCCAGGCGCUACGAGAGCACGGACGAGAGCGACCACAGUUUUCCACGCGCAAAUGGGACACUACGCUCUGACGUGUCCAGGGCUAGCAACAACAAACCGCAUGCCAGGGCCAUUGAGGAGCCAGUUUACUCCCUCCCUCCUGAUGCCUUUCCCACACCGAACGUGGGGUAUAGCUCAGACCAAAAUGUCGUGGAAUUUGUGAAGGACGGCAGCGUGGGCUUGCGGCUUGUCGGAGGAAACGAUGUGGGGAUCUUCGUUGGGGGAGUUCAACCCAACAGUCCUGCACAUAGGCAGGGGAUGAAGGAAGGAGACCAGAUCAUGCAGGUAAAUGGUGUCGACUUCAACCACUUCACACGAGAGGAAGCAGCCAUGUAUCUGCUGAACAUCCGCACAGGGGAGCCAGUUUCCCUCCGCACACAGAACAAAAUGGACAUUUACCGGAAGAUUAUGAAGUCCAGUAUCGGAGACUCCUUCUACGUCCGCACACACUUUGACCACGAGGCAGAGGGGAGCAUCGGCCUGAGCUUCACCCGCGGGGAGGUGUUCCGUGUGCUGGACACCAUGCACCGGGGGAAGCUGGGCAACUGGUUAGCAGUGCGCAUGGGGAACGACCUACACGAGCUGGACAAGGGAACCAUCCCCAACCAGACCAGGGCUGAGACACUGGCAAUGGCGGAGCAGGCCCAGAGAGUGUCAGCGGUCGAGAAACAGUCCUCGGGCCAGAGGGCAGAGUUCUGGAAGAUGAGAGGGCUUCGCGGGGCCAAGAAAAAUACCCGGCGAACCCGAGAUGACCUCCUGCAGCUGACCAUCCAGGGCAAAUUUCCAGCCUAUGAAAAGGUCCUACUGAGAGAAGCUAAUUUUAAACGGCCCAUUGUCAUUCUUGGCCCUCUGAAUGACAUUGCCAUGGAGAAGUUGGCCGGGGAAAAGCCAGAUGAAUUUCAAGUUGCAGAUAUGGUUCCAAGGAGUGGAGCAGAGCGUACUUCAUCGACUGUGAUCAAACUGGAUACUGUGAGGAAAAUCGCUGAACAGGAGAAGCAUCCCUUACUGGACAUCACGCCUACAGCGGUGGAGAGGCUGAACUACAUACAGUACCACCCCAUGGUGUUCUUCCUGGACCCACAGAGCCGGAAAGAUGUCAAGGCCAUGAGGCAACGCUACGCUCCUGACUCCAACAAGAGCUCUCGCCGCCUCUAUACCUCAGCCUUGAAAAUGAGGAAAAACUACAGUCAUCUAUUCUCUGCCCGCAUCGAUUUGCAGCCUGGUUCACAUGUGUGGUAUGAGGCCCUGAAAGACAAAAUAAGGCAACAGCAAGCCAAGCCAGUCUGGGUCUCCGAGGUUACGCUGGAGGGAGGGGAGACUGAGGUGCUGGAGGAGUUGGCCCCUGACCACGCCUCGGACUACCUGAGCUGCGACAGCCGUGGCGCCAGCGACUACGAGGACACGGACGGCGAGGCCUACACCGACGGAGAGCUUGGAGAAAUCUACACUGACAACGAAGACAUCGACGACGCCUUCAGCCCCCAGGAGGUCACGCGUCACGGCCGGAGCAGAGGGACCGCGCUGGCCCGCUCCUCCGAGCCCGCCAGGGCCCACGAUAGCCCCAGUCCAGAGGCCCGCUACAGCCCAGCGCCUCCCUCCGAGGCAGAGCCCGUGUACCAGCUCCCCCCUGACGACCGGCCCCCCAUCCUCCACGUCCCAGGGCCCCGUUUGCAGCGCCCCCCUUCGGACAGCCCCCCGCGUCACGACGCCCCGUCCCCGCGAAGCUUUAGCGACUCGGACUACAGCAACACGGAGAUCCAAGUCCCAACGACGCCGUCCGAUGGACCGCCGGACUUCCGGGCCCCAGACCCCAGGGCCGCAGGAGCGGCCUCUGAGUCACCGGAGCCUCCUCCAGAGAGUCCUCCACCACCACCACCCGUCACGCUGUCUUUCAUCGAGGAAAAGCUGAAGAAGACUCGCAUGGAAGAAGAGCCUGAAGAGAGACAUUCCCCUCAAUUCCUUGUGCUGGCACAUCAUGAGGCGCUGCAGAACCGCCGGACUCAGAUCCAUGGGAGUGACAGCUCAGAGGAUGAAAAUGACAUUGAGGAUGUCAUUGCCGAUGACGAAGAAUGGGGUCCAGCCACAGAACUGUAAAGGGCACGUUUUAGCCUAUGUAUUAUUUAUCCUGGAGGGGCCUGCUGCUUUUAUUCCUCCUGAUCUCUUUGUUUGGAUUGCCAAAAGGGAGAUGACCUUACAGACAACCCUGCCUGAGGCCAUUAGCCAUUUGGAAGGGCUACUUCCACAGUCCUGUACACUGACUCUAUGAACUCUUGGACAUAUACUCCUAUGCAUGAACAAUUGCUGACUAAUAGCGUUGAUGUUUUAUACUGACUGUGCACAGAGUCUGAUUGGCUCGACCAUACAUGUUUAUGUUAAUUAAUUUUAAAUAAAAAAAAUAUUAUAAAUAUACAUGGUUGUUGUAAAGCAAUGUCUUGCUGAAUGUACCUGCUCAGAUUGCCAGAGACCGAUUGAAAUUCCACACUUGCAAAAUUACAUGUAGCCUGUACGGGUGCUUUCAUUGCAUUUUCAGAAAUUGUGUUUAAACUC